AACUUUCUGCGUCACACACGUGGAAGUGUACAGUGUGCGAACAGCCCCAUGGAUUCCACACGGUGUCACAUUUGUCCUCCAACACAACUAGUUGGAAAGAUUCACAUUGAAUUCAAGCAACACCCUUCCAAUCAAUCGCCCGUGACGAUCCAACCAAGCAUUUCCCGACGCUCCUGACUUGAAAACGGCUGGCUUUUCCAUUGAUAAACCGACUCCGCCAUCAACGCGACUGCGCUAUACGUCUCCAAGUCGCGCCGACACUGCGGAGGCCAUGGCUGGCUUGCCCAUCGAUCGGCGCCAUCUACAAGCUUGAUCACGGGUCUUCCUGCGUCGCGAAGCUAGGACGAGACCGACGACCCCCGAGCCUCCAGCAAUGACGGCCCAACAUCCCGCGUUCGAGACCUUCUACGACGAUCAGGUUACGGCGCACCGACAACUCUACUCUCGCGAAAACGUCUGGGACCGACUGUCUCAGCCAACCAUCCUCGUUUCUACCCUUAUCCUCCUCGUCACCGUCGGCUACAACCUAUAUGGGUCCUCAGCCACUCUUGAAGGGACGAUAUCGCUACUGGGAACGUGUCUGUGGGACGCGCUCGUCUUCAUUUUACCCGGAAACCUCCUGGAUACGGUUGACGAUUGGAUCAAUCCAUCCCUGGCGCCACGACCGAUGUUACACCCCGAGCAGAGCGCCCAUGCUGCGAAGAGCGAUACCAUGAAGAGGAUUCUGGGGUUGGACCGCUCCGGCGGGAUGAUGGCCUCAGUUUUCCAGGCGCGAAAUCGAGCCUUGUCGAUGACCGGCAGCGUGCUGGGCAUCAAGGUCGAGCCGGACCGACCGGCAGGCCUGGGGAACCGCGACAACUCCUGUUAUCAGAACAGCAUUCUCCAAGGCCUGGCCUCUCUAAAACCUCUACCCGAAUACCUCUCCGCCUACCUCCAAGCUUCUGAGGGUGAAGACGACGACCAGGACGUCGCGCAGACGCUACGGACCUUGAUAUCCGACUUGAACGACGCUUCAAAUAAUGGGAGGACGCUAUGGACUCCAAAUCUCCUCAAAUCGAUGAGCACAUGGACGCAACAAGAUGCUCAGGAGUACUACUCCAAGAUCUUGGACGACGUCGACAAGAGCGUAGCCAAGGCCAUGAAACCUACGCAACAACACCCUGGGUUGCAAGCCAACAUCGCAAAGGACGAUACAGCGGCCAGCCAGCACAGCGACGACAGCGGCUACCAGAGCAUGUCAAGCUCAAAGACUUCAGACACGAAGCUCCCUCGAAAUCCAUUGGAAGGCCUCCUGGCGCAGCGCGUCGCGUGCGUCCAGUGCGGGCAUUCGGAUGGACUGUCUAUGAUACCGUUCACCUGUUUGACGCUCAGCCUCGGAUUGAACAAGAACCAGCAUGAUCUAUAUGAACGAUUGGACGCAUACAGUAAGGUCGAGUCCAUCGAGAAUGUAGAGUGUGCGAAAUGCACUCUUUUGAAAGCUCAGAGGCUCCUGACCAAGCUUGUUGAGAAGAUGCGCGAGGGUUCUACGAGCGAAGAGCAGUUGGCAGAGCCUCUGCGAAGACUGGAGGCAGUGGACCUGGCACUCGAGGAAGACGAAUUUGACGAGAAGACGUUGACUGAGAAGUGUAAAAUCUCACAACAAAGCAAGGUCAGCUCUACCAAAACCAAGCAGAUCGUGGUGGCUCGUCCGCCACAAAGCCUGGCAGUCCACAUGAACCGCUCUGUCUUUGAUCCUACGACGUUCAACAUGAUGAAGAACUCUGCGCCAGUCAACUUUCCCAUGACUCUGGAUCUUGGCCCCUGGUGCUUGGGCAGUGCUGGAGCGGCCCCGGUCGACGCCUCCGACACGGAGACUGAGGAGCAGUGGCAAUCGGACCCCAGGGAGUCGAUGAUUGCGGGCGACUUGAACCCUUCGAAGCUGACGGGGCCCAUUUACGAACUCCGCGCUGUGGUGACACAUUACGGGCGACACGAGAAUGGUCAUUACAUUUGUUACCGCAAGCACCCUCGGAACAUGGCUCCUCCCCAGCUUGUCGAUGACAAGGAGGCUUCAGCUGAACCCGGCGAUCAGGAUGACGAGCCUGUGGCACAGCCUGACGUAAUAAAGGCGGAGCUGAGUAAGGCGGACGAGGCGGGACAAGUUGAGAUGGAUUGGUGGAGGCUGAGUGACCACAACGUGUCAAUGGUCAGCGAGGAGACGGUGUUGAGUCUCUCGCCAGGGGUGUUCAUGCUGUUCUACGACUGCGUAGACCCGAACACUGUAUUGACAGCCGAGGACGGGCCCAUGCAGGACGCUCAAGAGGGAGCGGAUACUGCGGCACAGGGAGCAGAUAGCGGACAAGUCUCGGUUGCCUGCGAGAAUGGUGCAAAAAAGACAUUGGCCGAUUGUAUCGAAGGGCAGGACGAACCAGCUGAGGCGGAGACGGAGACUGAAACGGAUGGCUUUGUUUCGACACCAGCGACCAGCACAGCCACGACAGAGGAGACUGAUACCCCUGACAUUGGGCCGGUAGCGGUGGUCGAGACUCUUCACUCGGCCGAGCAACAGGAGGAAGCUCGUACGGAGACAACAUGAACGACAACAACAACAGUGGUGCGAUAGAAAGGGAUGCGCGCAGUAUGAUUACUCCAUUCCGCACGUGGAAUGCGCGCUGCACCCACACGCUCACUCUCACGGGCUGGAGUUGCAAACUUGACUUGCAUAGCGACGGCGUUGAGGCAUGAUCCAUGCAGGAUGGAUGGUCUUGGAUAGGCGAUUUUCCUCCAGACACAAACACAGCAUGCAUGACGGAAUGUUUUUUAGUAGGACGGUGUUUUUACGGCAGCAUAGUCAUACAAAUGAGACACAGA
Molecule: messenger RNA, 2850 nt
Organism: Ilyonectria robusta
Lineage: Eukaryota; Fungi; Ascomycota; Sordariomycetes; Hypocreales; Nectriaceae
Exons: 1
Coding region: 374-2575 (733 amino acids)
Biological process (GO): protein deubiquitination
Cellular component (GO): cytosol; nucleus
Molecular function (GO): cysteine-type endopeptidase activity; cysteine-type deubiquitinase activity
Source: RefSeq, a predicted model, not a curated record